GGCGCUCUCGUGUUCGGCGUCCGCAGACCUGCGCCUGCGCACUGUGGGCCGCGCCCCGCCCCCUGCCCCGCUGCCCUCUGCCGGCCGGCCGGCCCCUCCUCGGCCGCGAGCCCUCGUCCCGCUCAGCCGCCGCUCCGUCCCGCAGCAGCCUGCUCAGUGUCCGGCAGCAUGUUCAGCUGGGUAAGCAAGGAUGCCCGCCGCAAGAAGGAGCCGGAGCUCUUCCAGACGGUGGCCGAGGGGUUGCGGCUGCUGUACGCGCAGAAGCUGCUGCCGCUGGAGGAGCACUAUCGCUUCCACGAGUUCCACUCGCCCGCGCUGGAGGACGCUGACUUCGACAACAAGCCCAUGGUGCUCCUGGUCGGCCAGUACAGCACCGGCAAGACCACCUUCAUUCGCCACCUGAUCGAGCAGGACUUCCCGGGGAUGCGCAUCGGGCCGGAGCCCACCACCGACUCCUUCAUCGCGGUCAUGCACGGCCCCACCGAGGGCGUGGUGCCGGGCAACGCACUCGUCGUCGACCCGCGGCGCCCCUUCCGCAAGCUCAACGCCUUCGGCAACGCCUUCCUCAACAGGUUCAUGUGUGCACAACUGCCCAACCCGGUCCUGGACAGCAUCAGCAUCAUCGACACUCCCGGGAUCCUGUCUGGCGAGAAGCAGCGCAUCAGCCGAGGUUAUGACUUUGCUGCUGUCCUCGAGUGGUUUGCUGAGCGCGUGGACCGCAUCAUCCUACUUUUUGACGCCCACAAGCUGGACAUCUCAGACGAGUUCUCAGAAGUUAUCAAGGCCCUCAAAAAUCACGAGGACAAGAUCCGUGUGGUGCUGAACAAGGCGGACCAGAUUGAGACCCAGCAGCUGAUGAGAGUGUAUGGAGCUCUCAUGUGGUCGCUGGGGAAGAUCAUCAACACCCCCGAGGUGGUCCGGGUCUACAUUGGCUCCUUCUGGUCACACCCAUUGCUUAUCCCUGACAACCGGAAGCUCUUCGAGGCAGAGGAGCAGGACCUCUUCAAAGACAUCCAGUCUCUACCCAGAAAUGCUGCCCUUAGGAAGCUCAAUGACCUGAUCAAGCGGGCCAGGCUGGCCAAGGUCCAUGCCUACAUCAUCAGCUCCCUCAAGAAGGAGAUGCCCAAUGUCUUUGGGAAAGAGAGCAAGAAGAAAGAGCUGGUGAAUAACCUGGGAGAAAUCUACCAGAAAAUCGAGCGGGAACACCAGAUCUCCCCUGGCGACUUCCCGAGCCUGCGCAAGAUGCAGGAACUCCUGCAGACUCAGGACUUCAGCAAGUUCCAGGCCUUGAAGCCCAAGCUGCUAGAUACAGUGGAUGAUAUGCUGGCCAACGACAUAGCCCGGCUGAUGGUGAUGGUGCGCCAGGAGGAAUCCCUGAUGCCCUCACAGGCUGUGAAGGGCGGGGCUUUUGAUGGCACCAUGAAUGGGCCCUUUGGGCAUGGCUACGGAGAGGGGGCUGGCGAGGGCAUCGAUGAUGUUGAGUGGGUGGUUGGCAAGGACAAACCCACCUACGACGAGAUCUUCUAUACGCUGUCUCCUGUCAACGGCAAGAUCACUGGCGCCAACGCCAAGAAGGAGAUGGUGAAGUCCAAGCUGCCGAACACCGUGCUGGGGAAGAUCUGGAAGCUGGCUGACGUGGACAAGGACGGCCUGCUGGAUGAUGAGGAGUUUGCCCUGGCCAACCACCUUAUCAAGGUCAAGUUAGAGGGCCACGAGCUACCCGCUGACCUUCCUCCACAUCUCAUCCCACCCUCCAAACGGAGGCAUGAGUGACAGCUGUGCCUGACACACGCCCCCAAGCCCCAGGGCGCUGGCACUUUCUACCUGCCGGUGCCUAACCCACCCAUGUGGGCCUGGGCCUGAGCCUGGAGGGGCAGAGAUUUGGGGAGGGAAAGGGUCACCAUCUUUCAAGGUCCAUAAAGACUGAGCGGCGUUUCCUCAGCUCUUGAAUAGGAAAACCACCAUCUUUCUUUUAAAGCUGUCAGGGUUCAGCCGGGAAGCAUGGGUGAUGCUUGGAUGUGAAGAGUGGAUUUUGUGCACAAGAACCAUGGAUAUUUUUAAUAUA
Arvicola amphibius (Eurasian water vole) is the source of this 2065-nucleotide messenger RNA. It is a transcript of the gene Ehd1, whose product is annotated as EH domain containing 1. The transcript is spliced from 5 exons. The record is from RefSeq and is a predicted model, not a curated record. Gene Ontology annotation, molecular function: calcium ion binding; molecular adaptor activity; protein binding. NCBI's taxonomy places the organism in Eukaryota, Metazoa, Chordata, Mammalia, Rodentia, Cricetidae. Gene Ontology annotation, cellular component: clathrin-coated pit; presynaptic membrane; cytoplasm. Bases 169 to 1773 code for a protein of 534 amino acids. Gene Ontology annotation, biological process: endosomal transport; clathrin-dependent synaptic vesicle endocytosis.